AUGUCCCUCAACCUUCGUCGUGUCAUGCUCGUCGCCGUGCUCUGCCUUUCAACCGGAACCUGCGUGGGCUCGGGCGUUUCAUCUCCGGACGCUCUGAACCAUGGCCGCCGCAACAUCACCGACGGCCAGACACUCGUCUCGGCCGGUGGCUCCUUCACACUGGGGUUCUUCUCCCCGGGCGCGCCGAGCCGGAGGUACCUCGGGAUAUGGUUCUCCGCGUCCAUGCGCGAAGCCGUGGUCUGGGUGGCCAACCGCGACAACCCGCUCAACGACACCGCCGACGUGCUGGUGAUCAACGGCGCGGGCAUCCUUCACCUUCUCGAUGGAUCCAGUCGGGCCGCGUGGUCCUCGAACACGACCGACGGCGACACUCCUUCCGCGGCGGUGGCCCAGCUGCUUGAGUCCGGCAACCUGGUGGUGCGCGACGAGAGCAGCGGCGCCGUCCUCUGGCAGUCGUUCGACCACCCGUCCAACACCCUGAUCGCGGGCAUGAGGUUCGGCAGGAACCCGCAGACCGGCGUCGAGUGGUCCCUCACGUCGUGGCGAUCCCCCGACGACCCGGCGACGGGCGAUUGCCGUCGCGCCAUGGACACCCGGGGGCUCCCGGACUGCGUGUCGUGGCGCGGCGGCGCCAAGAAGUACCGCACGGGGCCGUGGAACGGGCUGUGGUUCAGCGGCGUCCCGGAGAUGGCGUCCUACUCCGACAUGCUCACCAACCAGAUGGUGGUCCGGCCCGACGAGGUGGCCUACGUGUUCAACGGCACGGCGGCCGCGCCCUUCUCGCGGCUCGUGCUGAGCGAGGCCGGCGUGAUCCAGCGGCUGGUGUGGGACGCCGAUCGCCGGGUGUGGCCCGUGUGGGACGUGUGCGACGACUACGCCAAGUGCGGGGCCUUCGGGCUGUGCAACGUGAACACGGCGUCCACGCUCUUCUGCGGCUGCGUGGUGGGGCUCGUCCCCGUGUCCCCCGCGCACAUGAGGGAGGCGUCGGCCGGUUGCCAGAGGAAGGCGCCGCUGGAGUGCCGCGACGGGGGCGCCACCACGGACGGGUUUGCGGUGGUGUCCGGCGUGAAGCUCCCCGACACGGACAACGCGACGGUGGACGCCAGCGCGACGCUGGAGGAGUGCAGGGCGAGGUGCCUGGCCAACUGCUCGUGCGUUGCCUUCGCCGCCGCGGACAUCAGAGGAGGUGGUGGAGGCAGCGGCUGCGUCAUCUGGUUCGGUGACAUCGUCGAUGUCCGGUAUGUCGACAAAGGGCAGGAGCUCUACGUGAGGCUGGCAAAGUCUGAACUAGCAGCUAAUAAAAAGAGGGGGAGUAUGCUAAAGAUUUUACUGCCUGUUAUGGCAUGUCUGCUUGUACUGAUGUGCAUAUUCCUUGUUUGGAUAUGCAAGUUCAGAGGCAUGCGCCGUAAAAAGGAUAUCCAGGCAAAGACUAUUCUGGGUGAUGAAAAUAUAGAACUUCCAUUUGUUAGCUUCAGAGACAUUGUUACCGCAACAAACGAUUUCUCUAAGGAGAACAUGCUCGGACAAGGAGGCUUUGGGAAGGUUUACAAGGGAAUGCUAGAAGAUGAUACAGAAGUUGCUAUCAAAAGGCUCAGUAAGAGCUCAGGGCAAGGAGUAGAAGAAUUCAGAAAUGAAGUUGUUCUAAUUGCCAAGUUGCAGCACAGAAACCUUGUUAGACUUCUUGGUUAUUGCAUUCAUGGAGAUGAAAGGCUUCUGAUUUACGAAUACUUACCAAACAAAAGCUUGGAUAUCUUCAUUUUUGAUGAUGCAAGUAAGUAUGUUCUUGACUGGCCAACAAGGUCUCAAAUAAUCAAAGGAGUAGCCAGAGGACUUCUUUAUCUCCACCAAGAUUCAAGGUUGACUAUAAUUCAUAGAGAUCUCAGAUCAAGCAACAUCUUGUUAGAUGUGGAUAUGAGCCCAAAGAUAUCUGAUUUUGGUAUGGCAAGAAUCUUUGGUCGCAACCAACAAGAAGCAAACACUAACCGAGUUGUUGGGACUUACGGUUACAUGUCUCCUGAAUAUGCAAUGGACGGCGCCUUCGCCUUCUCUGUCAAGUCCGAUACCUAUAGCUUUGGUGUCCUACUCUUGGAGAUCAUAAGUGGUUUGAAGAUUAGCUUACCCCACCUCUCAGACUUUCCAAACCUAUUAGCUUAUGCAUGGAACUUAUGGAAUGAUGGAAAGCCAAUGGAUAUGGUGGACUCUUCCAUUGUUGAUAAUUGUUCACCAACUGAAGUUCUACGGUGUAUUCAUAUAGGACUCUUAUGUGUGCAAGACAAUCCAAACAAUAGGCCACUCAUAUCAAAGGUUGUGUUCAUGUUGGAGAACGAAGCCACGCCACUCUCAACUCCAAGACAACCUGUGUAUUUUGCACAAAGGAACUCUGAAGCAAAAGAAAUAGGAGAAAAUACCACCAGCUCUAUGAAUAGCAUGAGCCUCACAGUGUUGGAAGGGUGGUAG
Molecule: messenger RNA, 2457 nt
Organism: Triticum turgidum subsp. durum (durum wheat)
Lineage: Eukaryota; Viridiplantae; Streptophyta; Magnoliopsida; Poales; Poaceae
Source: the annotation of a GenBank genome assembly